GAAAAUCCCAUUUCGCUGAUGUGUUAGUUUUGCAGUAGACAUUAGCUCCCCGAUCAGUGUAUGGGACGUCUUGGGCCUUAGUUUGCGUUGAAACCGAUUUAGAAACUAGUAAGUGUAAAUCGUAAAUGCACCAGAGAAAGGAAAUAUCGCUCGAACGGCUCAGCAGCACGGGAACUAGGACGUAAAUGACAUGGCGCCUAAAGGUAAGGUUGGAACCAAAGGCAAGAAGCAAAUCCAUGAAGAAAAUGAAGCUACUCUUAAAUUCUACACUAGAGUCAUACUAGGAGCCAAUACUAUAUACACAGCAGUAAAUCUGAUUUUCUAUGAGACAACCUUUUGGACAUGGUUCCUACUGUUGUUUGCACUGAUGGUCUAUGUGGGCAGCUACAGGUCCAUGGCAACCAUGGCCAAACCAGCAUUUGCAGAUGAUGGUAGUUUGCUGGAUGGAGGAAUAGAUCUCAACAUGGAACAGGGCAUGGCUGAGCAUCUUAAGGAUGUCAUCCUGCUCACAGCUAUAGUCCAGGUCCUCAGCACACUUUCCUCAUACUUCUGGUGUCUCUGGCUUUUGGCUCCUGCACGGGCUUUACACCUGCUGUGGGUGAAUGUCCUAGGUCCCUGGUUCUCUGCUGAGUCAGCUGCACCUUCAGAGGAAGUUAAUGAAAAGAAGCAGAGGCGACAGGAAAGGCGGCAGAUGAAGAGAUUCUAGCUAGUCCACAUUCGUUUUUUGUUUACUCCAGAUAAACGGAACACAAGAUGAUCCCCUUGCAUUUUUUUUAAGUGAAAGAAAUACAAGAAGUGAUUUAUUAGCAAUUUAAAAUUUCUCACCAAUCUGUCCUUUUCAACUUUUUUUUUUCUUUGACUUUUUGCCCUCAUUCUCCUUCCAUCACUUCCCCACUCUUUUGCUCAGGGUUCACCUGAUUAUUUUUGUGGGUCGGGGUUAAAAAAAUGCAUCUGUGUUUUGUUUUUUGAUUAGGGCACUAUUUCAUUUUGAAGUGUUACUCACUUUAAAAAAAUGGAUUGCUGCUACUGUUGUAUCAAGCCCACUAGUAAGUGAGACAUGCCAUCAUCAGUGGAAAGUACAGCUACCAACAGGGACCCUGCCUUCAGAAAUUGAGGGCGCAUGAGCCGAUAGAGCUUCAAAGCGCAACCAUCAACUGUUCUUAGAAUGCCUCAUAGUUUUCUAAACUGCAUUUUUAAGUCAAGGUAUAAAGUAUGCAAAGCAUGAUACCGUUAUUACCAAAGUUAAUCUAUAUUCUGAGAAUAUAGCAUUAUCUUUGUUAAAUAUUUUUUCUCCUCAACAAUAUGCUAAUGUGAAAAUGGACUGGUGCCAUUUUGGAAACGUGAGGUAACUACAUGAUGUUGAGUGACAAUAAAAUAGAAUACAGUUA
Molecule: messenger RNA, 1388 nt
Organism: Electrophorus electricus (electric eel)
Lineage: Eukaryota; Metazoa; Chordata; Actinopteri; Gymnotiformes; Gymnotidae
Gene: tmem208
Product: transmembrane protein 208
Biological process (GO): vacuolar protein processing
Cellular component (GO): intracellular membrane-bounded organelle
Source: RefSeq, a predicted model, not a curated record